AACCAAAAAAGGUGAUAUUGAUCCAGAUGACACCAUGAAGAAAAGUUGGGGAAGCACCGAACUAAGAGGUCCAUGGGGUUGAAACAAUGUUGUGGUGGCGAUGCCUUCUUUUUACAUACCCUUCCUCCUUUACCUUCUCUGCCAAAAGUGAUCUCGCUAUGUCGGGUAUAUCCAAUCCUCGAACGGCGCAACCACACCUCCCCACGGGGAACAGCUUGGUGUUACGGUGUGCGUGUGCUACUCUUGCCAUUCCUGUCUUUGAUCAUUCACCUUUCUCUGGACCCAGCAAGCAGGAAACUACGAAACGAAACGAGAACGGUGUAACCGGGCAGAAGUGCAACCUUGCCAUGACUUAUUUUGUCCGAGUCGGGUUGUGGUUGGUGACACCAGAUGGGGAAAGAAACAGUGACACACUGGCUCGGGACGAUUUGAGGGAUCGUGCAAUUGGAGUUGGAAUGGGAAUACAGGAAACACGAGGGAGCCUGCUUGCUGGGGAACACGAGAGCGAUAUUCUUAGAUGUGCUCUUUUGGACUAACAUCUCACAGAGCAAAGGUACGGUGUAAGGCGAUGUUGGUGUCACUGGAUUGAGAACCAAUGGAUGAUUCCCAGUUGAAUUGCUGAUGCCUUGUAGGGAUCGAUGAACAUGGAGCUGAAUUUGGCGCGCAAGGCAGUCAUUAUUCGAUUCCGUUACAUACGUACGUACCACGGCAGGUACCAAUCGAUUGGUACGGUACGUCCCUUCCAAACAGGCAUU
This is a messenger RNA of Neurospora tetraspora, 755 nucleotides long. RefSeq lists its product as uncharacterized. The transcript is spliced from 2 exons. Lineage: Eukaryota; Fungi; Ascomycota; Sordariomycetes; Sordariales; Sordariaceae. The coding region runs from base 87 to 536 and encodes 149 amino acids. The record is from RefSeq and is a predicted model, not a curated record.